Molecule: messenger RNA, 5004 nt
Organism: Gadus macrocephalus (Pacific cod)
Lineage: Eukaryota; Metazoa; Chordata; Actinopteri; Gadiformes; Gadidae
Exons: 7
Coding region: 183-4277 (1364 amino acids)
Biological process (GO): positive regulation of transcription elongation by RNA polymerase II
Molecular function (GO): protein binding
Source: RefSeq, a predicted model, not a curated record
GGGGGGGGGGUGUAGAGUCUGGAAACUCGCCGCUAGAGGCAGACAAAUCUUACGCACUGCACCUCUUAUUUUUUUGUUUAGGAGUCAAUCUCAAUCAGUUGCUCCAGGGUACACGCUCCUAUGCAUGCUUUCAGGCCCUACCUCUGUCAUCCCGGGUGUCGCUGACGCAUUGCACGUCUCAUAUGUGCUAUGGGUGUAUUGUUUGCGUUUGCAAAUACACAGUUACCAAAUUUAGUACUGGCAAGAGAAAACCACGUACCGGUGUGAUGAGGUGUUACCGGCUACCAGGCUUUCAGAGUCGGUUGCUGCUCGAACUGCAGAGACAGCAGCACAACAAGCUUUUCUGUGACACCCUUUUACAAACUGAAGGUGUCUCCAUCCCAGCUCAUGGCUGCCUCCUGGCCGCCCUCAGUCCUUGCCUGUCCCUCAAACUCUCUGCUUCUCCUCAUCCCCCCGCCGGCCAGCAGCGUAAACUCAAGCUCCAGGCGGUCAACGCCGAGACCCUCCUGAAGCUGGUGGGCCUGUUGUACUCCGGUCAGCUGGAGGUGAACGAGUCCACAGACCAGGACGAUGUGCUGGCGGCUGCCAACAAGCUGGUAUUCGACCGCCUCCUGGAGGGACCGGGAGAUUUGAGUGGGGGGGGCGGGGGGGCCGGGGCGGGGCAGGCCAUCGGUGGGGAAGCCUUGCAGCUUGCCGAAGAACGGAAAGACGGGAAGAAACGUGUCACGUGCGAUGCUGAGGUGCAGGUGGGAACGAGGUGCAGAAGGGACGCAGAGACUCAAAUUGAGGGGACGGGUUCUGUUGACGCAGCGUCACAGACGGUCGGAGCUCCACGCGAUGUGUGGCCCCCUUGGUUGUCCCGGGACGACGCCUCUCUCCAUGGGGAGCUCGGCCCCGGUUCCCCCACAGCCCUGUCGGAUGAGACAGGGUCAUCACAGGAGGUAACCAAGACCACCGCUAGCACCACCACCACUAAACCCCCCAGAAACUCCAGGGUGAGCAGCGAGGUGUCCCACUGCAACCGGCCCAAACCGGGGUCUCUGAAGAGGAACCGUUGGAAGUUGGGAAGCAGGGAAACGGCAGCGGAAGAAGCGGGGAAGAAGGCGCCGUCAGGAGGACAGUCGACUCAAACGAAAGGAAAGGAGAUUAGGAAACGGAGAGAGAGGAUCGGCGGAGGGUGCUGGAGCCCGAGGAGGUCGUCGGCUCUGACCAGGGAGAUUGCCAUCAAGGUCAAACUGAGGAGGGUUGAGCAAGGAGCCGCGUGGGAAGUGGUAAACAUGCGGGACAUGGGCCAGAGGCGAACCCUGGGGAGAAGUCAGGUGAUGGUCACUGCCCUUAAGAAGGAUAGGGCCAAACUCCUGCGAUCAAAGGCAGAGGGGACCAAAGGGCCAUCCAUCGCAUCGACAUCCCAACCAAGUCCAGUUACUAAACAACACCAGAGCCCCUGCAUGUCUCUGGCCCUCACUGUACAACCGCCCUGCUUCGAGGUCUUCACAGACCUCCAGUCGCCCUCGAGCCCCUGCUGCACCCCAAGUAACAAUGACUCCAUGACGGCCUUGCUGUCCCAGGCCCAGGGCUCCAUGGAGGAAUCAGACCAGGACAUAGAGAAGCUCCUGGAGGAUAUCAUGAUGGGCCUGAACAUACUGCCUUCCUCUGGCCUGGAGAAGGACGGCAACAGGUCGAGCUUUAAGUCGAACGGCGCAGCCAUCCCCAGCGCCCCACCCGCGCUGGAGUGGAAAGAGAGGCAGGGAGAGGUGGACACAGACGCAAGUGAGGUCGGCUCACAGUGGUACAAGACGCUAUGGGAAGACGCCUCGUCGGAAGACGCAGUCCUGCACAGCAGAAGCAGUUCCUAUUUGGUUCCCGCUGCGGCAUCAACCUCGUCUGUGCACUGUGCAGAAACCUGGCCCCAAACGGAACGCCAGUCCAACCAGAUUGCUCAGGCACAGUCCUCUCUGGCUGAGGAACAGCCUGCAAGCAAAGACAGUUUGCCUGACGAAAGUUUUGCCCAGUGCCAUUCGCUCAAUCACAGGGGGCAGGGAGAUACGACUGACCAGAGCGCUCUCCUCUCCGAGCCGCUGGAUUACAAAGACCUUCACACACUAAAUGUGGCAUCAAUCGCGCCUGAUACUGUUAACUCUGACAGUCAGCAGACUGACCAGCCACCCUCUAAGGAAUUAACCUGGAUAUCAAGCACACAACAUGUACUGCAGUUUCCUCUGAGCUUGGGUUCCAAGCAGGAAACUAAACCUUCUGAACCUGAUGAUCCGUCAAGGCUGGAGUCCUUGGAGGACCUGGAGCUUUUGCCGUCAUUACGUCAGUCAACUGAAGUGAAGCAGGAAAAAAGGAAGCCCCCUGUUAAAAAGCUCUGUGUUGAGGCUGCAAAAGUGACAAGGGACAAACCAGUGACGUCGAAGAGAAAAAGGAUAUGCGAAGCACACACAGAUGACGCAUCUGAUCGUACCUCGGGGUACAAAGUAACCAGACAUGGGUCUGGAGAGUUUAGUAAAAUCUUUUUGAAUGUGUGCUCAGUGAAUUUGUCCGGCAACAAUGUCUUGAGCAAGAGAAGGAUACUGAAGCAAGAACCUCCUGUUUUUAAAGAGCCACAGAAGGUGCUCGACACCACAGGUGCCGACAAAGGCUCUGAGAAAUUGAAGGCUGACAAAACCAUAACCGAGACUAGGAAAAGAAGCAUUCCACGUGCCAGAAGUGCUUCUACAACCAAAGAUAAGGCAGAUGAGAUUGUGGAGACUGUCCCAGUGAUCAAAAGGAAGGUAGGGAGACCUCGGAAAAUAAUGCCUGUCCCUCACAAUGCCAACCCGUCCAUUGACAAGAUUUUAGAAAGCGACAGGAAAACGAAUGCGCAGGCCGAGAUCGGAGAACAAUGUUGUGGACAAAACGAAAGAAAACUAAGAAGGAAAUGCAAGGAGAUCGUCCAGGAUGUUCAGAUUUCGAACGAUGAAAAAUGUGGACAAAACAAAGGAAAGCCAAGUAGGAAAGGCAGGAAUGAUGUCCGUAAUGUUCAGAUUUCGAACGAUGAGGUCCAUUAUGAUGUGCCGAGUUCAGACCCUGUUUCAGCCCCAGAGCCUCCUAGGGUGGCUGAUGAACAGCUAUGCGCCCAGCCGCAUGAUCCGAGUGAGUCUGAGCCAAACGAGCACAGGGCAGGUUCAGAGAAUACUCAGACUGAAGAGGCUAAGAUAACCGUAAAUCCUGUAUCAAGGGUGAAUCCUGCAGUUAAACCAAAAGAAGCUAAACGGACGGUUUCUCUGAAACAGUUUAAACAACUCAUUAAGUUCAGACAAAUCACGAUCAGGGGUUCAAAUACCAAAACUAAAGUGAUAUCCAGUGAAGUGGAGGAAAAUGUACAUUCUGAUGGAAAGGCUUGUGAAAACACGGACAGAUGUGAAUCAACUUCUUCAGAUAUAUCUCCUACAAAAAACGUAAAUUAUGUUAAAUUUGAUCAAAACCAGAAUCGGGUCAUCACGACUGAAAGUCCGAAGUCGAAAGUGGACGUCACAGUUUCGCAGGAUAAACAAGGGAAUCAUCAAGGUCAAAAAGGUAACCAGGUACCUCUGGAAGCUGAGGAUAAAAAGGGAAAGGAUUACAACAGAGUUGACGUUGUUGUAAAAGCUUCCCCAAUAGUCUGCCAAUCUUCAUCAAUAGAAAGCAAAGUAGGUGAUCAAUGCAUUGCCAAGAAUCCAGGCCAUUCUGCUGCAUCGAAAACUAGCGGAAAACCAGAAACAAUACAGCCAAGACCUACAGUUGAACCUGUAAUGGGACUCAAAAAGUCUGACAAUGAACGUCGGGUUGAAGCAGAUGACCUUUCUAGCAAGGACAUCGGGUUUCACAGUCAUAGAGGAGAAGAGGAGAUGAGGGAGGUGGAGAUAGAGGAGAUGGGUGAGGCGUUGCUUGAUGGCGAGGAGCGUUUGGUGGAGAGGCCUGAUGAAGCAUCGGAUUCGGCCAAUAGCACAGAGACGCCACAAGCCCCUGUAGAGGACUCCACCCCUUGUUGGGUCCGCCCAUCUCAGCAAAGCAACGCGCCUACAACUUACUGCCCUCUCACAUCUGAGCCUCAAAACAGAAGUAGUCGAGACAUCGAGGGAUCGAGACAUUCCCAGGAAGAUGAGGAAGAUGAGGAGGAUAUGGAGGUGGAUAUUCUGCUGUGUUCCCCAGACAAAGGCCGAGGGACGAUGGAAUUUGGAGGAAGCGUUAUCGUAGACUCAUCACAGGAUGAGGACGAGGAAGAGCUGAAAGAGAUUGAUGUGAUGGGAAUUUAGAUAGUAGCUGUUUGGAAUAUAUAUCAAUGUUGGCUAUACGGAGGCAUACCUUUUUUUUUUAUUAAUUUAUGUACUCCACUCAGGGUAAUCAAUCUCUAUUGUUGUGUGAUUUUGACUACAUUAUGUUAAUUUAGUUCAUUGACGGAAUACUUGUAUGGUUUAUUCAAAGUGUUGUUAUUUGCCUUUGAAUUUCAGUACAUAUUUUUGAUUCUUUACAUGCAGAUGUUGGGAUGUUUUAUAUUUGGGACACGUAUUAGUCGCAUAUCCAUAGAAAACGCGUAUAUAUAUAAGUUGCAGCAAUGUGGUUUUCUUCGCAUAAAAUGGUUUAAUACUUAAUGAUUAUAAUUAUUCAAGAAUUUGAGGUAAAGGCUAAAACAAAUUAUACUGCCAAAUGUGAUGGCCAAGCGUCAACAUUUUUGUUAUUGUACUGGAUUUAUAAAUAUUAUAAUAUAUUUAUUUUAAAAUACAAAGCUUUGUGUGAUUUUUGUGUAACAUUGUGUAACGUCAUCAGGUUUUGUUUCGUGCCGGGUGAGUUUGAACGUAACUUUAUUGACACCGGAAGUGAGUCUGCUACUCAGUUGGCCGGCUGGAAACUGCACGUGUUUUCUAUUAACGUUUGAAGGUUACUCAAUAAGCAUUUCACGCUUCUCUUGCUUUUGAGCAUACUAAUUUUAAACAUCUGCAUAAGGCGAAAAGGAAAUUAAAGCGCAGACAUGGACCCGAUGAA